Messenger RNA from Myotis daubentonii (Daubenton's bat), 566 nucleotides. RefSeq names its product interferon alpha-inducible protein 27-like protein 2. The record is from RefSeq and is a predicted model, not a curated record. Gene Ontology annotation, cellular component: mitochondrial membrane. Gene Ontology annotation, biological process: release of cytochrome c from mitochondria; intrinsic apoptotic signaling pathway. NCBI's taxonomy places the organism in Eukaryota, Metazoa, Chordata, Mammalia, Chiroptera, Vespertilionidae.
CUCCCGCGGGAGGUCACCCGGGUCCCCACUAGCUGCCGCUCUAGGGCUUCCUCCUGAUGAGCCUGCGGGAAGGGGGUGCCGUGGCUCAUUUCACCCCCCCCCCCCCGCCUUUGCACACACAAACCCCAGGCCCAGCGAGGCUGGUGACGUCCGCAGUGUCACUCAGCAACGGUGGCCGUGGGCGCCGUGCCCCUGGUGCUGGGCGCCAUGGGCUUCACCGGCGCCGGCAUCGCCGCCUCCUCCUUGGCCGCCAAGAUGAUGUCCGCGGCUGCCGUCGCCAACGGGGGCGGGGUCUCCGCCGGCGGCCUGGUGGCCACUCUGCAGUCGGUGGGGGCAGCCGGACUCUCCACGUCAUCCAACGUCCUCCUGGCCUCCGCUGGGUCCUUUCUGGGCGCCUUGCUGGGAGGUUCAAAAAAGGCACCCCUUUCCCCUCCAGCCCUUUCCCCUCCCCCAGCUGGACCUGGGGCUGAAGGGGACCAGCCAGGAAAAAACGCACCCCAAGUUAACCCUCCGAACCGCCCCCUCCGCUCAGAGAAGCAUCAGAAAUAAAGGUCACGUGCACACGC